This is a messenger RNA of Plutella xylostella (diamondback moth), 1655 nucleotides long. RefSeq names its product adenylate kinase 8. Gene Ontology annotation, biological process: nucleobase-containing compound metabolic process. Lineage: Eukaryota; Metazoa; Arthropoda; Insecta; Lepidoptera; Plutellidae. The record is from RefSeq and is a predicted model, not a curated record. Gene Ontology annotation, molecular function: ATP binding; nucleobase-containing compound kinase activity.
AUUGAUGAAAACGACAUGAAAACAUUUUUUUGGAGAAUAUUUUUGAAUUUACGGAAGUUUUGGAACGGAUUGACUGUCUGUGGCGGGUUGUUUUGAAUUUCAAUUUCAAGUGCUAAAAGAGAAAAAUAAUUUAUAAAAGAGUAUAAAUUACCUAGUUGCUAUUGUGUAUGAAAUACGUAGACGAUGUCUGAAACAGAUGCAACCGGCAAGUCUACAAUCACUCCCCAUCACUUCCUUCCAUAUAUAGAUAAACACAGACUGUACAAAUUGUUUAGGGACAUGGUGACAGACCUGGUGAUCCACCUGCCGCGGGACCACCUCAAGCACAUGAAGAUGUUCGUGCGGCGCCGCGCGGCCGGCCAGGGGGACCCGCACCGCAUCGUCAUCAUCACGUCGCCAGACGUCGAUAUAGAAAUAACGAAGGUGGUGAAGGAAAUGAUGAAGAGUCUGCGCGUGUACAUCAUCACUAGGCGCUGCAUAUUGGACAAGAGCGAGAAGCACUUCGAGUACGACCCUCAGUGCGUGUCGCCGGAGCUGCUGGCGGAGGUGGCUAAAGACAUCACCAUCAAGGACCCCAUUCCUCAGGCUGGAUGGCUCAUGUUUGACCACCCUUGCUCGCUCCGCGAGGCGCAGUCGCUGCAGCAGGAAGGCGUGCUGCCCACAGUGACCCUGGCGCUGGGGCCGCCGCAGUCAGAAUCGUGCGCUGUCGACCACCGCACGGGGGUGAAGGGGUUCUUCGACCAGGACUUUGAGGGCUUGAAGUAUGCUUAUAGGGCUACAUUGAAGGAAGUAGCCAUAGAGCCAGGCGAGGACCCAGUAAGCGUGGCCGCGAAGUGCCUCCGAGCGAUCCUGGCGGCAGCGGCAGGACUCGGGCCGGGGGGCGCGGGGGACGCGGGGGGUGCGGGUGGCGGGGGCGGCGCGGGGGCCACCAUAUACCGCGUGCUUCUGGUAGGGCCACGAGGUUCUGGACGCUCUGUGCACGGGAAGCUGUUGGCUCAGACUUUCGGCGUUGUUUAUCUGCAUUUUAAGAAUUUAUACAAAGAAGCGCUUCUGAAGAAGGAUGAAAUUGGAGAAAUUCUAAGGAAACACGGCCCAAACGCUAAACUGAAUGCUGAUAUUGUCAAAAAAAGAAUAGCACAGCCGGAUUGUAUGAACAACGGCUACGUAUUGUCUGGUUUCCCGAGCAACACCGCAGAGUUUGAAUAUCUUGACAGUUCGCCAUUCCCUCCAAAUCGUAUAAUAUUCCUGCACAUGGAGUGGUCUGUGUGCAAGCAGCGCGUGGCGGCGCGCGCCGUGGACUGGUGCACGGGGCGCCCUGCGCCCGGCGGCGAGCGGGCGAGGCGGCACCCGAGGGAUGAGGACGCGGUUAUUGACGCUGAUCUGGAGUACUACUUCUCCGAGACGCUGCCGGAACUGCGCGCCGCGGCGGGGCUCACCGCCGUCACGGUCGACGCUUCAGAUGCCGUCGAUGCGGUGCAAGUACGCGUGCAGGCGGCGGUGGUGGCGGCGCCUGCGCUCGACAUGGUACGCGGCAGAUCACUAAACGAAAACGUUACAGUUGAUUGAUGCUAUAAUGGCCAUAGCUUCAGCAUCUUUGUGGAAUGGUUAAUUAUAAUUUUAUUUAUAGGUACUGAUUUUACUGUUAUUUAGUUUGU